UUGAUGGAGAAGUGGGCGGAUGACAGCCGGGACUGUGGUCAUCACUGGGGGCAUCUUGGCAACUGUGAUUCUGCUCUGUAUCAUCGCUGUCCUGUGCUACUGUCGGCUUCAGUAUUACUGCUGCAAGAAGGACGAAUCUGAGGAGGACGAGGAGGAGCCCGACUUUGCUGUGCACUCUCACCUGCCGCCCCUGCAUUCCAACCGCAACCUCGUGUUGACCAACGGGCCUGCUCUCUACCCAGCUGCCACCACCUCUUUCAGCCAAAAGUCCCCACAGGCCCGUGCCCUCUGCCGCAGCUGCUCCCACUACGAGCCGCCCACCUUCUUCCUGCAGGAGCCAGAGGACGACGACUUUGAGGGCAUACGCAACGGUGGGGGCCGUGUGGCCUACAAAAGCAUCAGCCAGGAAGAUGUGGAGCUGCCGUCUGCGAGCUUCGGAGGCCUGCAGGCUCUCAACCCCAACCGCCUCUCUGCCAUGCGGGAGGCCUUUUCCCGAAGCCGUAGCGUAAGCACUGACGUGUGACAGGCCCUAUCUGGCUGAGGCACCCAGCCCUGGGUCCUGAGAUCAUGACAGGAUACCCACAGCACACCCUGGCCCCAUCUCCAGACCUCUACUCAACCAGUCUUCCCUGUAUCCUUGUCCUAGGGGCUCCAGGAAUGAGGAACCCCUGGGCCCUCUACAAGGAUAGAGCCCAAUGAAACAGAUGUGGCAGUUUUAAGUAGGGUCAGCUGUCACAAGAAGGGAGGCAGGGGACAGGAGGGGAAGGUGAGGCUGCGUUGGGGCCCAGGGGGCAGGUCCUAUUUCCAGGAAGUAAGAAGAUGGAUAAUGUCAACCCCAGCAACUUGUCUGUCUCUGACUUCGUGGUCUUCCUGUCAGCCCCUCACCAAGGCCUUGGGCUUCCUCCUGCUUCCGGGAGCAGUGCCCUCACUGCUUGCCGGUGGCUCUACAAGCAUGAACCUUCCUUAGAGACUGUGGACCAAGUAAUUAUUCUGCCCCUUCGCCUGUCUCCCCUUUCCCAUCCUCUCCACCCUCUCCUCUUUCCUUCCCCCAGCCCCUCCUCCUCACGCCCCUGAACCCAGACACCUAGCAUCUGCCCCAAGCUUGAGAUGCCCAUUGCUCUGGUCUCCCUCAAGAUGGACGAGUGUCCCUGUAAGCGAGGAGAGUUUAGGAGUCAUUGGUGUACUUGGACGCUUGCUCUGUCUGAUCUGCUUUAUGUUGAAAGAAGAGGCAUAGGCCCAGAGGUCCCUGCUCUGAGAGGGGUGACACUAAAAUGUACACAUCCAGCACUUAGCCCUAAACCCAGACAAGUGACAGACACAUCCAUCUAGGUCCAGGAAGCGGUGGAGGGGCCCAGCCAUGCACCAGAGGUCUCGGGUGUCAACCGGCUGUGACUCUUGGGCAGGCCAUCUCAUCCAUGGGCUUGCUUCCCCACUUUGCAUGUACUUUGGGGGAGACUGGCUGCAGAAAGCCCUUUGAACUCUGGUCCUCAGUGGGUACUGAGGUCCUUAGGGGAAGCUAAGCUAUAGACCAUCCACUUUCUGUUUCCUGCUCAGAAUAAGGAACCCCAGGCCCAGCCAGCUAGAGCUUGGUGUCCCUGUAUGAAAGUCCUGUCUCUGUCCAUGAUGCUCCGAGCCCUCAACUGUCUGAGAAAUCUGUGUCAGGUGACCAAGAUACUCCAAGGCCAGGGCCCUAGCCAUCAGGAACACAGAGACAAUUCUUGGCAGCAUAACUCAACUUCCUCUCCGCUCGGGCCCUCCUUCAGCCCCAGGCCCUGCCUUGGAGUUCCAGACGGGAACAAGUGUCCCUGUGAAGGUGCCUUCCUGUAGGACAGUGGCCACCCCUAAGCCAGAUACCACAGCAGAGACCUCUACACUUAUUACAGGCAGCUGAACCACGCUAGUGAGGAUCUGCUUGCUGUCUUUGGCAUUCUGAAUUCCUUCUCCUUUUCUUUUUCCUGCCUCAGUUUGACCUCGCUAGUGGAACCCACCCUUAGAAUCACAGACGUCCCCAGAAGUGAAAGAAGUCCCCCUACUUCUUUCCCCUCUACGUCCUCUGUUCCGUUCACCCUGUGGCAUUUGUCCUUUGCAUUGCUUGGGGUAUGGGUGAGGUAGGGAGGGGUGCUCUGGGCUGUUCUGUCUUCGCCUCCUAUUCUCCC
Molecule: messenger RNA, 2156 nt
Organism: Apodemus sylvaticus (European woodmouse)
Lineage: Eukaryota; Metazoa; Chordata; Mammalia; Rodentia; Muridae
Gene: Fam163b
Product: family with sequence similarity 163 member B
Exons: 2
Coding region: 20-523 (167 amino acids)
Source: RefSeq, a predicted model, not a curated record